AUGUCACUGACCACCGAAUUUCCUUCUGUAUCAACCAAAGCGAACCCCGGACAGGCACCCGGUGGGCUAGGGAAAGGGCUCUUCGCAUCCACCAGCCUCAAAACCGGUGAAGAUGUCCUGAGCAUUCAAAAUCCCUUUGUAGCGGUUCUGGAAACGCCAAGGCUGGACGAUACAUGUUCGGGAUGCUUUGGCAAGAGACAAUUAGAGAAUGUAGAUGCGGCUUUGAAGGCGUGUACGGGUUGUCAGGUGGUCAAAUACUGUGAUAGAACAUGUCAAUCCAAGGACUGGAAAGCCGCGCAUUCGCUGGAGUGCUCUAUUUACCAGAAGCUGAAGCCUCGCGUCUUGCCCAUCAAUGCGAGAGCUGUUCUGCGCAUCGUGCUACGCAGUCAGCGUCAGAAGUGCACGCCCCAGGAGAUGGAGCUCUUCCUCCAACUUGAAACUCACGUUCAGGAGAUCCAGCGUGAUAAUCCAGCUCAGCUCGAACGUAUCGGAAUAUCGGCCAAAGCAGUCAAAGUGUAUUCUGGCACAGACAUGAAGGAGGAAACGAUCUCGGCAUUCGGGGCGAAGCUUGAUUUGAAUUCGUUCAACAUGACGAAUCCGUUGUAUGACCAGAUCGGUCUCUAUUUGCAUCCGUUCGCCGCCCUGAUCAACCACAGCUGCGACUACAAUUCUGUCGUCGGGUUCGACGGCCACCAGUUGUUCGUGAAAGCCAUCCGUCCUAUCCAGAAAGACGAGCAGAUCUUCAUAUCCUACAUCGACACCACGAAUCCAUAUAAGAUCCGUCGCGCCGAGUUACGCGAGCGAUACUACUUCGACUGCCGGUGUCCGAAAUGCGAACAGGGCCUCGACGGACCGGCCGACAAAUUUCCUAACACAUCAUCAUCAUCACCAGCGGACCCCUCCGACCUCGAAGCAGAUGGCAAAGAGGCCCAGAAAAUCCUAGACCGGGCAUCCGCCCUAGACACCGACCCCGUUGAAUCCAUCAUCCAGCUCGAAUCCGCCAUGCGCUGGCUCCGCCGAACGUCCCCGCCCUGGCCUAUUACCCGACAACCAUACAUCUCGCUUCGAGACCAACUAAUCACUAGCCUCCUCGCCGCGGGAUCCUUCUCUGCGGCCUUCAUCCACUGCGCUAUCCGUCAUCUCCGCAUCGACCCGGUCGUGUAUCCUCACGCCUCGCAUCCCGUGCGCUGUCUACAUGCCUGGACGCUCGCGAAGCUAACGAUCCAUCUCUCGCAGGACAUGGAACCAUCAUCGUCAUCGUCAUCGGGCGACGCGAUCCCGCUAGACCAGUUUGGGUUGAAUUUCAGUCUCGUUAUUUGGUCCGUGUUGAGUGAUCUGGUUAAUAGGGAGGCUGAGUGUUGCACGGCGCCGAGCUUCAAGGGGAUGGUAAGGGGGGCGUUUGCGGAGGUGCAUAAUGAGUUUCGGGUUAAUGGGUUGGAUCCGAGGACUAUGGGCGGGGAUAUUAGGAGGGAGUGGGAGAAGAUGGGGAGGUUGGUGGAUUUGGCGGUUGGGAAGGAGUAG
This is a messenger RNA of Aspergillus affinis, 1521 nucleotides long. RefSeq names its product S-adenosylmethionine-dependent methyltransferase. The transcript has 3 exons. The record is from RefSeq and is a predicted model, not a curated record. Bases 1 to 1521 code for a protein of 506 amino acids. Gene Ontology annotation, molecular function: protein binding. Gene Ontology annotation, cellular component: nucleus. NCBI's taxonomy places the organism in Eukaryota, Fungi, Ascomycota, Eurotiomycetes, Eurotiales, Aspergillaceae.